ACAAUACCUACAUUUACAUCCGCGGUCGCGCAGGCGCAGUCGUGACGUGACGUAAUUGUCCAUUCAUACUUUUUGUUCAUCAAUGAACAGAACGUUUGAAAAUAUUUUAUUGAUAAUACGUUAGCCAAACAUAAAUUUCAUAAUGUUAAAUUUUAUUGAUAAAUGUAAAAGGUGUCGAGUAUUAACUUACCUCGUAUAAUUGUAAAUCAAGGUUGUGUAGUUAGAUCAAAAGUGCAUUCAUUCAUUGAUAGUAAAGUGCAUGUAUCGAGCACAUGCGCAUUGCAUUGGUGAAUUUGUUCGAUUUGGAAAGUGUUUAAAGUGUUCAAAACGUUAGAAAAUGUGGACAUCAAUGGAUUUUGUUCUUACUCUUUAUUGGAGCUGAACUCCUGAGUCAACUUGUUGAAAACAGGCUCAAGUAGAACAUUACGACACUCCGGAAGUGGCGGGACAAGCAAGCCGGCCGAGCUCGUUCCGAAAGAGAUAACAACGGAUGAAAGAGAUAAAUAGUAAUGGAUUUAACAUGGCGGACGAUACGCGUAAAGUGCGAGUCGAAGAAAGAUUAAAAAUAAAGAUCGGUGAAGCAAAAAACCUGCCAGGUCGCAGCCAUGGCGCGGCGUGCCAUCGCGACAUCUACUGCGUGCUGUCGCUUGACCAGGAGGAGAUAUUUCGCACAUCCACCAUGGAGAGAACUCUCAAUCCAUUUUUCGGCGAGGAGUUCCAAUUUGAGGUGCCCCGAAGAUUUCGAUACUUGUCAAUAUACGUGUUUGACCGUGACAAACACCUCAAACAGGACAAAGUGCUGGGUAAGGUGGCCAUUAAAAGAGAAGAUCUACACAGAUAUAACAAUAAAGACCACUGGUUCGCACUGCGGCCGGUCGAUGCAGACUCUGAAGUGCAGGGGAAAGCAUAUAUUGAGCUCUCCCUUGAAGAUUCGAGAAAACGGUUACGAAUGGAGCCAAAACCCCCUGAUCCUGACCCGGCUGCCGACAACAGCUCGUCGAAGACCAAAGGAAAAAAUUUCGUCCGUAUAUCAGAAUACUGUAAAGAGAGCAUGAGGUUUGGCUCGUGCUCGAGUUCUACGAGUAAAAAACUUCUCAGUGCUGUGGCAACAGAACCUACACUGACACUGUCGCGCUCAGAGAGUUUGAAAGAUCGAGCUCAGUGGGGCACACGGACGAAACCUCAUAUACAUACGAUGUCCGAAUCGGACACUCCCACACCCACCGCCGUCGACUAUUGGUCGGACCCAGAGAGACAUUGCGCAGCGCGCGUCGGACCAGAUACCUUGCGACUCAGAGUGCUGGAAUGUUCUGAACUCACCACAAAGAAUGGACAGUGCGACCCGUUCGCUCUCGUCACGUUGUUGUACUCGAACGGGCGAAGAGUAGAAAAGCGCACAAAACCUAGAAAAAAGACUGUUAACCCUCAAUUUGAUGAAUUUUUCUGUUUUGAUCUCGUAAUGGAUUCCGAUCCAAAAGACAAGGAUGCAUCUCAAUCGCCGGGUGUAGCGUGCGAAGCGAGGGUUUCCGUGUGGCAUGACUCAGCGACACCUGUUUUCCUCGGGGAAGUGCGAUUACAAUUGCGGCAACCUGCACCGUCACCUUUACGCGCUUGGUACUUCCUAACGUCCCGCGCGGGCGGCGCCCUGUCCCGCGGGGCGACCCCGCCGGGCACGCGGCUAUCCGCGGCGGGCAGCGCCACGCUCGGCUCACUCCGACUUCUACUGCAGUACACAGUCGAUCACGUUUUCCCUUUAGAGCACUAUAAGAAACUGGAGGAAUUGUUCCUACGUAGCGUCCAUCAGAAGCCUAUAGCAGCGUCUGCAGUGUACAUCCUGGGGGAGAUAGUGUCAAGUAAGACUGACGCCGCCCAGCCCCUAGUGAGGCUAUUCACACACCAUGAUCUCAUCGUGCCUAUCGUUAAGGAGCUCGCUGACGCAGAGAUAUCCGUUCUUACCGACGCGACGACAAUUUUCCGUGGCAAUACACUAGUGUCGAAGAUGAUGGACGAGGCGAUGCGGCUGAGCGGCGCGGCAUACCUGCGCUCGGUGCUGCGGCCCACGCUGGCGGCCGUGCUGGCCGAGCGCCGGCCCUGCGAGAUCGACCCCGCCAGGGUCAAACCCUCCGCCGCCGUCACCGCUAACCUUGCUAAUCUCAAGGAGUAUGUUGAAAGGGUAUUCGGCGCGAUAACGUCUUCAUACGCGAUGUGUCCGGCGGCGAUGUGCCGACUGUUCGACGCUCUGCGGCAGUGCGCCGCGCGCCACUUCCCGCGGAACGCCGAGGUCCGCUACUCGGUCGUCUCGGGCUUCAUCUUCCUGAGGUUCUUCGCGCCAGCCAUCCUCGGCCCAAGACUCUUCGAUCUCACCACCGAGCAAAUUGACCCUCAAACAAACCGGACUUUAACGCUAAUCUCGAAGACGAUCCAGUCCCUGGGAAACUUGGUGAGCAGUCGCUCAGCACAGCAGGUCUGCAAGGAGGAGUACAUGGCCGAACUGUACCGUAGCUUCUGCACGCCAAGACAUGUGCAAGCAAUAAGGCAGUUCCUCGAAAUAAUCUCCACCAGCACUGAUACGCAAAACAACAAUAUACAAGAGACGCCUGUCUUACUAAAAGAAGGAACUAUGAUCAAGCGGUCGGAAGGGGUGCGCGCGGGUGGAGGCGGUGCGGGCGGGGGCGCGGGCGGCGGCUCGCCGCGCCGCCGCUGGACGCGGGCUGCGCACGCGCACGCCAAGCGGCGGCACUUCCGCCUCACCAGCGGCGAGCUGACGUGGUCGCGAUGUGGCGCGAAAACGCCGGCCCACCGGCUGCCUCUGUCGGGAGUACUGGCCGUCGCCGCGGUCGAUUGCCCGCCCGCUGGCGCCCCCUUGGGGGCCAACAAUAUCUUCCAGAUAGUGCACCGCGAGCGCGUGCUGUUCGUGCAGGCGGGCAACUGCGUGGAGCGUGCGGAGUGGGUGCGGCUGCUGGCCGCGCUGUGCCGCCACUCGCCCGCUGCGCCCGCGCACCACGGCUACUACUGCGCCGCGCGCUGGACAUGCUGCGGGCGCGAACAGGCGGACGCGGAGGGCUGCGGCGGGUGUGCGCAGGCGACGGAGGCGGGCGAGCGCGAGACGCGGCGCGGGCCGGCCGCGCUGGCGCUGCGCCUCGACCCCGCGCGCGACCUGCAGCGCCUGCACGCGCUGCUCGUCGCGCACGCGCCGCGCCUCGACGACCGCCUGCACCGCCCGCGCCACCACCACGAGGGCACUACCGUGGAGGAGCGCGAGGCGGAGGCAGCGACGCUUCGCGAGCUACAGGAGGCCAUGUUUCACCUGGAACACCGCCAUCGCACCUACCGGCGGUCGCUCGCCAGGGAGACCAAGUACGGCAGCAAGCAAGCACCCAUAGGUGACGACAACUACCUGCAUUUAGCUGGUGCUACGGGCAGCGUCGACAGCGGCCAGUUUCUAUGGCGACCGUGGCGCAGCGACACUUCGCCCACCGUAGACUUGGACGGCACGACGCUACCCCUGCAGUCAUCGCUCGACAUCGGUUCCAGUACGGAAUCGCUAAAGCUCGGCCGGCACGGCGACGAGCGGUCCUCCGGAAAGUCCACUAAGUCCACAGGGAGUGGGUAUCUCACGAUGUCCUGCCUCAAGCACGAGCCGUCCGAAGACAGCGACGGAUCUGCGGAGAAACCUGCACGACCGCCUAAGCCCGCGCGUUUGUCGCCGGCGCGCGCACCGCUCUGCGAGUACGUGCAGGUGGAGCCGCGCCCGCCCGAGCGCCGCCCACGCCGCGUCGAUACGGAAGACUACCGCUGCAAGGAGUACGAGCUCAUGACCAACUUCAUGAGCCACUCGCGGCCCUCUGAAGACGACGCUCCGCCCGCGGUGCCUCCACGAGGACAGACGGCGAGUCGAGCUCGCCUGCACCCGAAGCCCGAGCUGGAAGUGUCCAAGACGACCGACGGUCGCUCCUCUCCUCUGUAUGGCACGUUGUGCGGAUCGACGGGCAGCCUGCCGAGCGACGAAAUACGCGACGAUGAGAAUGAAUGUUUGCUCGAUAAACGGGAUGGACGCCCUACAAGCAAAAUUGACACGGUUUCAAACGACGACAGUCUCCUCGACGAGCUCCAGAGGGAUGCGUACUGCGUUCUGAAAGUCUGCGAGGACGAUUCUCCCGAGGAUGAACCCAAAAAAGACGUGGUCGUCGAGUCGACGGAUAAGAAGGAGAAGGAGGACUACGGUAUGUUUUCCAGAAUAAGUAUCCAGAGAAAAUCGAAUCCGAUCAAAACUCAUUCGAACUCGACGAAGCCCCUGAAAACUUCGAACUCGACGUCGAACGUUCACGACGUCGGGGCGACACCGUCGCGACCCCUCGCGGAACGUCUCACGCCGUUCUUUUUCAAGAAGAAACCGAAGCCCCCAGACGAGGCGCAGGCAGCUAGCAGGAGCGCGCGCAAGGAGGACAAUCUCAUCGGAAGGCUGACGCCCCGCUUCGGGCAGUCGCGGCUCUACGGGCGCGGCCAGUCGCUCGAGCUCGCGCCGCCCGAGAGCCGCACCAAGCGCAUCGAGCGCUCCGCCACCACCGUCAACAUACCGCGGGAGUCGAGGCAUAUGAACUCUUCCAUAGUGGCCAACCUUAAAUUUCUGAGCCUACAUCGGUACGGCGCGCAGGAGGACGUGCAGUGCCGCGCGUUCGUGCGCACGGAUGCGGAAGGCGCGGGGGGCGGCGCGGCGGGCGCGGCGGCCGCGGCGGACGCUCGCGGCACGGGCGGCGCGGGCGGCGCUGCCGGCGGCGACACGCUGGACGCGCCCGCGUGGCGGCGGCCGCACGCGGCCUCGUUGCUGGCCGCGGCCACUAGCGACAUCCGCCUCUAGAGCCGCCGGCCCACGGCUGUGAACGAACUCGACUAGUGACGUAUUUAUUUCUACUAUAUUUUUCGACCUCCUUUUCGUCGACCUGAAUCGUGUGCCUCCUUUAGUUCGUAGCGGUUUCUCUGAAAGAAUACUGGUACGAUUAGAUUGUAAUAAUGAUAGCGUAAAUACUCAAAGGUGCCAAGCGUUGUGUGACCUCGUCGCCGAUCGACGACCUCUCAUUCCUGUAGCAUAAUAAAUUAUGAAAUUCUGAAUAUUAUGCUAGAAUUGUUGUUUUCUAUUUCGGUGUCUCUUAUCAUCCGAUCUAGUGAGCAAUAUAAAAUUGUAUAUUUUUGUAUAACAUUGAAGUUUGUGCAUUUUAUAAGAGAUUAAAAUACUAUAAUGACAUGAUAUUUUCAGAAAAUAUUCAUGGAAUAUGCUAUUUUUAAUUGCCACCACUGAAACUGAAUAAUUUGUAUGUUUGUCAUAAUUGUAAUUUUUGAGUUGUUUAUGUCAUAUAUGAAAAGUAUUGCACAAUAUUUAGCAUUAAUUGUAACUCAAUUUUUGCACGAAUAAGAUGUACUUAAGUUUGAUAUUAUUGACUCAUCUUCCAUUAGAGAAACUAAAGUGUGUGUCUAUUGCAUCCAGUGUAUUUUAAAUAUGUAGUAAUAUAUCACGGCCUUAACGAUGCUGUCGCGCCUACGAUAACGGCCUUCAAGUUGUAAACACCAUUAAUUAAACUGUGAUUCACUUUACAAACUCGGCUCAUAUUGUAAAAGUAGAUUAAAAUAAUUUGUACAUACUAUCCAGUCAAUUGAAAAUUGUCGAAUAUUAAUACCCAUAUGGGAGAUACAUUUUAGAUGAUUUCUUAGUGUUAAUAAUUAAUUAUUUUUACGAUAGUUUCGGAUAUAGGUAUUGUUUAGAUGUAUAAACACUCAGUUUGUAUUUUAUUUGCGUUGUUGUCCUCUGAGUAUAGAGGGAUAUUUUAAUUUAACUAUAAUGAGAAUAAAAUAUUGUACAAAUUAAUAUUUCGUAAAAAUAUACAUAUUAUGUUAUUUAUUUCACCUAUUUUCAUUUUGUUAAUAAAAUUUCACAUAAGUAUAAACUUUGAA
Galleria mellonella (greater wax moth) is the source of this 5946-nucleotide messenger RNA. RefSeq names its product GTPase-activating protein (gene RasGAP1). Bases 491 to 4858 code for a protein of 1455 amino acids. The record is from RefSeq and is a predicted model, not a curated record. The transcript is spliced from 16 exons. Gene Ontology annotation, biological process: intracellular signal transduction; regulation of GTPase activity. NCBI's taxonomy places the organism in Eukaryota, Metazoa, Arthropoda, Insecta, Lepidoptera, Pyralidae.